Messenger RNA from Notothenia coriiceps (black rockcod), 1791 nucleotides. It is a transcript of the gene zdbf2, whose product is annotated as zinc finger, DBF-type containing 2. Bases 144 to 1340 code for a protein of 398 amino acids. Lineage: Eukaryota; Metazoa; Chordata; Actinopteri; Perciformes; Nototheniidae. The record is from RefSeq and is a predicted model, not a curated record. The transcript is spliced from 3 exons.
UCAGAUAUGGUAACAGGUGUUCUCUGUGUUUCAGGUGAUCCAGAUCUUCUCAGGCGUGGUAACAGGUGUUCUCUUUGUUUCAGGUGAUCCAGGUGUGUUGUCACGGCUCCUCAGACAGCUUCCACUUCAGCCUACCGGUCUCCAUGGAGACGCAGAGUGAGGGAUGGGACUUACCUGUGCAGGUAGGUGCAGCAGAACCAGCAGGUAGGGUCCGGGUCACACCUCUCACUGUGUGUGUUUAUCCACAGCGAGGCCUGGAGGACACAUCUGUGCAGGUGAGCCGGGAGGACCUGUGCCGGCUGACGGAGGCUCAGGUCCACCUGAUGGAGGCUCACCUGAUGGAGGCUCACCUGCAGCAGCACCUCUACUCCGCCCGGUUGGACUCCACCCUCCAGGGGGGCGGGGCUUGGCGGAACGAUGGCUUCCUGUCUCUGCCCAUAGAGGAAGUGCUGCCGGCGCCUCAACAUAUCCCAGAAUCCUUCAGGGGAAAGAGCUGGAACCAGAUUCACCUGGAGGACGAGGAGCAGGUGGAGAGGCUGGUGAGGCAGUUCAGGGGCGGAGCCUUCCUCUGCUACUUCGACUCCGAGUCACUGGCCAGGUACGGGAGGAGGCGGAGUCAGAUCCAGAAAGGUGGAGGUGAGAACCUGGAGGCGGAGUCUGACCCCGGCUUCCAGCCCCUAUUGGACGGUGAUGAGCAUGUGUGCGUCAGGAGGAGGCGUGGCUUCAGAGUGGCGUCCAGGUGCCAGGUGGUGAAGGUGAGUCGCAGCACUCAGACCGUCCGGUUGGUCGUCCCAGCUGUCCGUCAGUCAGAGGCCCCGCCCUCCGGAGUGCCAGCAGCCAAUCAGGAAGCCGAGAGGACCCCUGCGUCGUGGCGCUGCCUCCCUGCAGAGUAUUACGACAUCCUGACUCCUCUGCAGCCGCACAGCUCCCUGAUCUACCUGCUGAGCCCCGCCCCCCCCCACUCACCUAUACCCCUAUACACAGGCUCCGCCCCCCGGCGCUGCAGGAAGAGGCGCCCGCAGGCCUGUCAGGGGUCCAAAGUCAAAUACAAACCACUUCCUAUCCGCUUCUACAACCCAACCAGCAACCGCAUCCUGAAGCACCCGCCCCCCUCCCGAGGCCCCACCCCUUCAUGCCCCCACCCUCCCUGUGUCCGUCAGCUGUUCCGCAGUCUGAGUCCGGACCUGAACACUGAGGGGGAGGGGCCUUCCAGGAUCAAAGCCCCACCCCCUCACAGCAGGGGGGAGAGGCCACGCCCCCUCAGGAAAACCUCUCAGACGGCCCCCCUCCCUCCCUCCCGUAGGGGGAGGGGCCGCCGGGGUAACUGCCCUUCAAAAUAAAAUGUAAUAUCUGUAUUCUCUGUGAGAGAUCAUAUAAUUAAUAAUGAAUGUAUUAUUCAGAGGGGGGUCUUUAAUAUGUUUAUAAAGGUUUACAGGAACUCUGGACAUUUAAUAAAGUUAUAGUUAUUUUUUAAAACAAGAAAAAGGUCAUUCAAUUGGAUUUCAUUAUCAUUUAAACAAAUACAUGAAGUGCACCCGUCAUCCUGUCGGCAGCUGUAACACAUGUUCUGAGUGUAAAUGUUAUCAGUGUUUAUGUUCAGUUCUCACAGCGUCCACCAGGCAGAGGAUGGAGUCGCCCACCUGCUCGGCUGACAGCUGAAGCCCCGCCCACUUCCUCUCACCUGCACACAGGAAGUCAGAAACAAAUAUCUAACAAAAUAAAGCUUCAUGUGCACACGCUGUUCUGGUACAAACAAAUAUAAUAACCUGAUCAAAUAUAAAGUUACUGGUU